Messenger RNA from Zasmidium cellare ATCC 36951, 699 nucleotides. RefSeq lists its product as uncharacterized. The record is from RefSeq and is a predicted model, not a curated record. The annotation marks the transcript as partial. Lineage: Eukaryota; Fungi; Ascomycota; Dothideomycetes; Mycosphaerellales; Mycosphaerellaceae. The transcript has a single exon. Gene Ontology annotation, molecular function: methyltransferase activity. Gene Ontology annotation, biological process: methylation.
GGCGGGCACGAGGUGCUCCUCCAGAGUCUGUCGCGUGUAACCCUGAAAUCCUUGGAUAUCACCAUGCUGGCUGCAGAUAUGGGUAUUCAAGAGAUACCAACGGCUCAUCCAGAUGCUUGUCGAUUCCUGCCCCAACAACUUGGACAACAGAAGCAUGAUUUGGUCAUCUGCGAUGGCCAAGUCCUUAGAACACAUCAACGGCAGGCAUACCGGGACCGACGAGAAGCACGCCGACUCACUGUUACCCAAUUGGCGCUUGGUCUCGAGCAUCUCCGAGAAGGGGGCAACAUGAUAGUGCUCUUGCACAGAAUUGAGCAGUGGGAAAGCUUCUACCUCUUGUACACAUUCGAUCAAUUCUCCACUGUGAAGGUUUUCAAGCCGCGCACGGCACACACGAAGAGAUCGUCGUUCUAUCUUGUCGCGUCCGAUGUACAGAGCAAAGAUCACAGGGCACUUUCGGCGGUUACUCGAUGGAAAACAAUUUGGAGAGUCGCAACGUUUGGGACAGAUGAGGAGUAUGCACAAUCAUUGCGACUAGGAAAUGUGGACGUGGCCACGACAAUUUGUGAGUUUGGAGAGACUUUGGCAACCCUUGGAGAGGAAAUUUGGGACAUUCAAGCGCACGCGUUGGAAAGAGCACCUUUCAACAGGGGAGUGCAUACAGAGAGACGGGUGAACAAGGGAGCUGUUGUUAUGUAG